AUGGUGUCUUCCAGCGGUGAUUAUUCUUAUAGCUCUUCUGAGGAGGACUCCAGGACCUCUGCGACCAAAGUGCGUGCCAAUAAGGAUCAUGCUAAGAAGGUGAUAAAUAACAUGCCCCUCGACAAGCUAAAAGAUGCUCGUGAUAAGCUCUUGAAGAGGAAAGAAAGGGAGGAGAUAAUUGCUGAGUAUCAAGAGAAGAGACGUAGGAUUCAGCGGAAAAAACUAGAAGCUGAGGAGAGACUCCGAUCCCGUCUUGAUGGCGUAGCCUCAGACUCAGAUGUUGAAGAAGAGGAACUUUUAUGGGAGCCGAUGGAACACAAAAGUAGGUUAUAUCCACCGCAUAGGGAGAUUGAGCGACAGGGUAAGGCUGAUCUCCAGGAUGAACGUGACGAAGAAGACUAUUGGGACGCAAUACAUGGAGAUUUCUUCGAGGAAGAAUUCUCUAGUUCGGACAGUGAUUCUGAGAAAGAGUCUGAAGAGUAUUCUUCAGAGGAUGAUAAUGAUGAUGACGAGUCGGAUGACUCUGACGAUUGUUCUUGCUCAUAA
Papaver somniferum (opium poppy) is the source of this 546-nucleotide messenger RNA. RefSeq names its product glutamic acid-rich protein-like. Bases 1 to 546 code for a protein of 181 amino acids. Lineage: Eukaryota; Viridiplantae; Streptophyta; Magnoliopsida; Ranunculales; Papaveraceae. The record is from RefSeq and is a predicted model, not a curated record. The transcript has a single exon.